Messenger RNA from Zingiber officinale, 1218 nucleotides. RefSeq names its product gamma-soluble NSF attachment protein-like. Gene Ontology annotation, biological process: intracellular protein transport. Lineage: Eukaryota; Viridiplantae; Streptophyta; Magnoliopsida; Zingiberales; Zingiberaceae. The transcript has 9 exons. Gene Ontology annotation, molecular function: syntaxin binding; soluble NSF attachment protein activity. Gene Ontology annotation, cellular component: SNARE complex; vacuolar membrane. Bases 121 to 1002 code for a protein of 293 amino acids. The record is from RefSeq and is a predicted model, not a curated record.
UAUGAUUUCGUAGCGUAAUUAUUGAUCAUCGCCAACUCAUCGUCUUCUCUUUCUGCUUCGAGACGCGACGCGGGCGAUAAGCCCGAUCGAGAAGGGGGCGCAGCGAAAAAGGGAGCAGCCAUGACGACUCAAGAUCCCGGCAAGCUUAUGGCCAAGGCCGACAAAUUAACAAAACUCAGUUUUACAAGAUGGAAUGCAGAUUGGAAGAAUGCUACUGCAUUGUAUGAGCAAGCUGCUGUUGGCUAUAGAUUCAAGAAAGAAAAUGAGAAAGCAAAAGAAGCUUUUGAAAAGGCUUCCAAGGGACAAGAAAUGAUUUCCUCACCUUGGGAUGCUGCCAAGCAUAUGGAGUCUGCUGCUUCUUUAGCAAAAGAGCUUGGCCACUGGAAUGAGGUUUCUGACUUUUAUAGAAAAGCAUCUGAAUUAUACAGAGAAUGUGGAAGAUCACAGCCUGCAUCAGAUGCUCUAGGAAAGGGUGCUAGUGCUUUGGAAGAUACAAACCCUGAUGAAGCUGUUCGGUUGUAUAUUGAUGCUUGUGAAAUUCUAGAGGAAGAUGGGAAAGAGCAAAUGGCUUUUGAUUUAUAUCGUGCUGCGACAAGCACUUAUGUUAAACUUGAAAGAUAUACAGAUGCUGCAACUCUUCUUUUACGAUGGGGUGUAGCAGCUGAUAAAUGCAAUGCUGUUAACAGUCAAUGCAAGGCUUACUUGAGUGCAAUCAUCAUUUACCUCUAUAUGCAUGAUUUCCAGCAAGCUCAGAAGUGCUACAAUGAUUGUUCUCAAGUUGGUGCAUUUUUAAGUAGUGACCAAGGUCGUUGUGCUAGAAAAUUGUUAUCCGCAUACGAAGAAGGUGACAUAGAAGAAAUUAAGCGACUUGCUCAACCAAGUCCAAUUACACAUCUCGAUCAUGUGAUUAUCAAACUCGCAAGGAAAUUGCCUACUGGGGAUCUGAAAGAGCUCGAGAAAGAAGAGGAUAAGGAAACUUUGGAUGAAAAUGAUCUCACAUGAAAUUUCAAAUGAGCAAAUGUUUGAUGUUGUAUUUACCAGUGAUAAGGCUCAUACAUACAUAAACUGCCAACGACAUUUGAUGUGUGAACAACCUACAUUUCCUCGACUCGUCUUUGUCGGGUGUAUAUUUUCAUAGACUGCAUGUUUGAGAUUGUCUCAUGUUAACUUCAAAUUAUGGUAAUCAGAGAGAGCACAUGAUCCUCUAGCGUUGAUGAA